AUGUCUGUUGGUACUAAGUCAGUGCAGUGCUUCAGGAUACAGUCAGUACCCACAAGGCUCUCAUUGGACGUCAGGAAGCUGAAUUUGGCCUACAACCACAUCAAGGAGAUUAAGGUUAGAGACUUGGCUGGUCUUUCAGACCUGCAGGAGGUCAGCCUCUCCUCCUGCGGUUUGGAGCAAGUGGAAGCCAACGCCUUCGUAGCGCAGCAGCUCUCCUUACGCGUCUUGGACCUGCAGAAGAACAAGCUCCGCCUUGUGCCCCGAGGCCUCCCGUCCAGCCUGGAGGUCCUGCGCGUGGGCCACAACCACAUUCAGGGCCUGCAGGCCUCGGCUUUCGAGGGGAUGAAACACCUACGCAUCCUGGACCUCCAGGAUAACAGGAUAACCGUCCUCCGAGCCAACGCUCUCUCUGCCCUGGUGAGGCUCGAGUCCCUGUGUUUGGAUGGGAACCGCAUCGAGUCGAUCAGCGGCGCCCCUCCUCGUCUGCCGCAGCUGAACCUGUUGAGCAUGACCGCCAACCGGAUCUCUACUCUGUCAUCGGCGUUCUUUGCUUCCAUGAAGUCGCUGAGAACCCUGCACCUGUCGGGAAACCUGCUGACGAGGGUCCCUCACGAGCUCCCGAGGUCUCUCCUCCACCUCAGCCUGGACCACAACCAGAUCCGAUCGCUCCGGAACCGGGAAAUGGCGCAGCUGAGGAACCUCACCACGCUGUCCGUCUCGGCCAACAGGGUGGCGUCCGUGGACGGGGGCCUGCGCCUGCCCAACCUGACCUCCCUGGAGCUCUCAGGGAACCACCUGCGGGUGCUGCCCGGCCGCCUCGCGCCCAAGCUGGAGACGCUCGACUGCAGGCAGAACGCUCUGCAGGAGGUCACCCACCAGCAGCUGUCGGGGAUGAGGCACCUGAAGCACCUCUUUCUGGAGAACAACACCAUAAGGCACUUUGAGGCCAACGCUCUGAGGAACUGCCUCCAGCUCACCAACUUGGCUCUGGAACAGAAUCUUCUCACCAGCAUUCCAGAGGGUCUCCCUCACACGUUAGUCCGUCUGGACCUGAAGCAAAACCACAUCGACUCCAUUCAAGAGAGGGACGUGAGGAGCCUGAAGCGGCUGCAGCUCCUGAACCUGCGGAACAACCGGCUCUCCUCCCUCGGGGCAGGCGUGGUGGCUCAGCUCCCCAGGCUUCAGGGGAUGUUCCUGGGUGGGAACCCCUGGAACUGCACCUGUGAGCUGCUCCGCGUGAAGAGAGCCCUGGUGGCACGGCAGGUGGACAUGGGGAAGGAGGAGCUGUGCGAAGAGCCUGCACCGCAUGUGGGUGAACACUGGAGGGCGUCACUGCUGGAGGAAGGCCAGAGGCAGAGGUGUAAAGAGGAGGAGGAGGAGGAGACUCUUACAGCGGAGGACACAGCAGACACGGAUCUGGAUGAGCAGACAGAAAAUGAGGACUAUUAUGACUAUGAUGUUUAA
This is a messenger RNA of Engraulis encrasicolus (European anchovy), 1464 nucleotides long. Its product is annotated as nephrocan-like. The record is from RefSeq and is a predicted model, not a curated record. The transcript is spliced from 5 exons. NCBI's taxonomy places the organism in Eukaryota, Metazoa, Chordata, Actinopteri, Clupeiformes, Engraulidae. Bases 1 to 1464 code for a protein of 487 amino acids. Gene Ontology annotation, molecular function: protein binding.